Molecule: messenger RNA, 897 nt
Organism: Salvelinus namaycush (lake trout)
Lineage: Eukaryota; Metazoa; Chordata; Actinopteri; Salmoniformes; Salmonidae
Product: transcription cofactor HES-6-like
Exons: 4
Coding region: 1-897 (298 amino acids)
Biological process (GO): regulation of transcription by RNA polymerase II; regulation of neurogenesis; anterior/posterior pattern specification
Cellular component (GO): nucleus
Molecular function (GO): protein dimerization activity; DNA-binding transcription factor activity, RNA polymerase II-specific; RNA polymerase II cis-regulatory region sequence-specific DNA binding
Source: RefSeq, a predicted model, not a curated record
AUGACGGCCUUCAACAUGGAACAUGGGGGAAAUGCUCCAGAGAAGAAUUUUAACGCCAAAGAUGAACGAAAGCUGCGGAAGCCUCUGAUAGAGAAGAGGAGGCGGGAGCGAAUCAACUGCAGUCUUGAGCAACUGAAGGGGAUCAUUGUGGACGCGUAUAACCUAGAUCAAUCUAAACUGGAGAAGGCUGAUGUACUGGAGGUUACUGUCCAACAUAUGGAGGGUCUACAAAAGGGUCAUGGUCCCGGCAUCCCUGCUGGUCCCAGCGUCGGGUUCCAGUCCCGGCAGCGCUACAGCAGUGGAUACAUCCAGUGUAUGCAGGAGGUCCAUAACCUGCUCCUGGGCUGUCCAGGCAUGGACAAGCCUCUAGGGGCCCAGCUCCUCAAUCACCUCCUUAAGUCUCUGCCCCACAUCAGCUCAGAGACUGGGCCUGGAAACACUGGUGGCAAUGGGCCUGAUCGGACCCCAACAAGGCCUAUCACUGGUGGGGUCAAUGGGAACAAGGGGGUGAAUAGGACUCUGAUAAAGGCCAUUGGCAAUUGUAACGGUAGUAUUGGUUGUGGUGGUAGUAGUAGUAGUAAUGGUGCUAGUCCCAAUUCUGGCCCUGGAUCCCCUCCCCAGUCUCCGCUUUCACUGCCUUCUGGAGGCGUAGGUCUAUUCCAACCUUGCCGUUUACAGAUGCAUCAUGCCUCGCCGCCGUUGACCACGCCCACAAGAUGCCCCCCGCUCCAUGCCCCCCACAGGCGGGUGCAUUCUGGGAGAGAUGAGAGGGAGCAGCUGCCUGCCUCCUCCCCUUCUAGCCCACCCAACCUCCCCCAGCCAGGGGUGUUUCACCCCGCCCCCCUGCCCCCUUUCUUCGGCCCUGUGGGAGACCCCUCUAUGUGGAGGCCUUGGUGA